Helobdella robusta is the source of this 771-nucleotide messenger RNA. RefSeq lists its product as hypothetical. The record is from RefSeq and is a predicted model, not a curated record. Lineage: Eukaryota; Metazoa; Annelida; Clitellata; Rhynchobdellida; Glossiphoniidae. Bases 1 to 771 code for a protein of 256 amino acids. The transcript has 3 exons. Gene Ontology annotation, molecular function: catalytic activity.
AUGUUAAAGAUAAUGGGAGCAGAAAAAAGAACUGUUGAGUUUAAAAUAUCUAUUAUAGGUUUUGCUGAAGUCAACAAAAGAGGUUUGGUGUUGUACUAUAAAAAUUCAAUAGUUGUUUCUGAGGUUGCCAUGAAAUCAGAUUUCAAAGAACAUAUUUCUGUUAAACUUGUGAUGUCCAAAAGUAUUUUAAAUAUUGUUUUUAUUUACAGAAGUCCAAAGUCUGAUGAAAAAAACAAUAAAAAUUUGUUAUCUUUGUUAAUUGAGGGUCUUUCAUUAAAUGGUGACUUCCUAAUGUUGGGUGAUUUUAAUUUUCCUGAAAUUGAUUGGGAGACAUUUAGUUGCAGAGGAAGUGAUGAAAAAAUUGAAAAUGAAUUUUUGAGUAUUCUGAAAGAUAAAUUCUUAAUUCAACAUAUUAACUUUCCAACAAGAUUCAGAGAUGGACAGGCAGCAAACAUCCUAGAUCUGGUAAUAUCAGCUAAAGAGUUGGUCCGCGACAUUAUGCAUCAUCCACCUUUGGGUAAUAGUGACCAUUCUAUUGUGGAAUUCAAAGUAAUAGGUUUCAGAUGCCCACCUGAGAAAUACAAGAAAAAGUAUUAUGAUUCAGGAAAUUAUGAAAGUUUCAGAGAGCUUCUGUCACAAGAACUUGAUAAUCGAACAGAGCAAUAUUAUAACUUACGACUUAAUCAUUACAAUAGCACAAUAAACGUUGAGUUGAGGAGAUUGGAGAAAAGACAAAAUUUAUGUAAGUUAAUAUUAUUUUCUGGAUUAUAA